UCACUGAAAGUGAACUUAGUCGUGCCCUCUCUCAGAGCAAGGCAUCAGCCCCAGGGGAAGACGGCAUCACCUACUCUGUUCUCAGGCUCCUUCAGAAAGUUUCUGGCAAUCCUCUUCUCCGGCUGUAUAACGUCUGUUUUCGACAGAGAUGUGUGCCGCGCGCUGGACCUCCAGUAUCAUCAUACCGAUUCCAAAGCCCGGCACGGACAAGUUCAGGCCUAUAUCACUUACAUCCUGCUUUAGCAAGGUGAUGGAGCGCGUCCUCCUCAAUUGGCUGCUGUUUCGGCUUGAGAGCAAGUUAUCUCCCAGACUCUACGGCUUCCUUCCCCAACGUAGUACGCACCAUUGCCUCGUGGAGUUGUACGGUCGCCUCACCUCAACUAGUGUUGUCGCUUUCAUAGACCUGAAGAGCGCUUUCGAUGUUGCCAACAGGGAGGUCAUUCUCGACCAGCUCGUGGACUUCGGAGUUACGGGCAACCUCCUGGGGUGGGUGCGGGAGUACUUGCGUAACAGAACCUCCCGUGUUUUGUUCAAGGGUGCGAGCAGUACAGUUCAGAAGUUCGAGCUUGGUACUCCUCAAGGUGGCGUUCUUAGCCCAUUCCUUUUUAAUAUCUUGAUGCACCGUAUGCUUUCCUUACUUCCUGACGUCCCUGGCAUCACAGUCACCUGUUAUGCAGAUGACAUUUGCAUCCACGCGCACACACCAGCAGUCCUACAGCAUUUCCUCCACUCGUUCUCUAUCUCGUCCUCUUUGUGUGGCCUCAUCAUUUCCCCAGAAAAAAGCCGUAUUUUUACUCUUCGGAACCCGAGAUCCCUCCCAGCCUUUACCGUGGGGCACAGUGUCAUCCCUGUGUGCACACAGUAUGUCUACCUUGGUGCGCCUGUGAGAAUUCUCUCAUCCACGCCCGCUCGUCAGCGAGUUCAUCCUGUGGUUCGUGAUCUCCUGACUCGGCUGCAGUUACGCCUGACUCCUCUUCAGUGGCUCCUUAAUAACGCUACUGGUGUCUCCAUCCCCGUGGCCAGGACGAUUUACACGGCCUACAUUCGAUCAGUCGUUGACUAUCUCUCCCCUGCGCUUGUGCAGCUGCCCAAAUCUACACUGGAGCCUCUGGAAAAAUUCCAGAACACAGUCAUGAGACUCAUCUUAGGCUGUCCCAUGUCCACCAGGAUAGUCAACAUGCUGCAUGAGCUUGACCUCUCGCCACUAAUUGACAGGAUCCAUGCAAAUGUCACCUAUUUCACCGUCAAGUGCCUCCACUUCCCCCAUCUCUCCUGUCACUAUUCGCAAGUCAUUAGGACCUUCCUUCAGCCUCAUCCCCGCCUGCCUCGGCUGCAGCCCGGUGGCCGUGCUCUCAUCAAAACUGUCUGCUCUCAGCUGCAACGUUUGGACAUCAAUGUUCCUGUGGCUGACAUUUUCCCUCCACCUCCACCCUGGAUGCUGCCACUCCCGAUGGUCCACUUCACUCCCACCUACAAGGCUCACCCUCCCGUCCUGCAGAAACAACUAGCCCUGGACGCCAUAGCAUCGGUCUCGGCUACCAUCGUCACGCCACACCACCUCUACACGGAUGGGUCUGUGCAGGCGGACGGCACAGCAGGGUGUGCAGUUUACUCUCCUGACGCGGCACCUCCAGCAGAGGGCUGGGUUGGACGUCGGCUGCCGGCUCAGUCCAGCUCCACCUUUUGUGAGUUGCACGGCAUCCUAGAUGCUGUGAGUCUCCUCUGUGAAAGACGCCUCAACGGUGUCGUCAUAUGCGACUCCCAGGCAGCCCUUCAUGCCCUUUCUUCGCCAAACCCAGUCUGUCGUCAUCUGGUUAACAGGAUCCUGACGGCCCUGGCCUUGGCUCAUGACCGAUUGUUGGUCAUUAGGUUCCUUUGGAUCCCCUCCCAUGUCUCGCUAGCUUACAACGACACAGUGGAUCGCCUGGCUAAAGCUGCUUGUGGCCUGCCUGCCUGCGACGCUGGCCCUGCCCCCUCCCUCCGGUGCCUCAGGACCAGGAUCCGAGCAGCCUUCCUACUCUUUACGGCCGACAGGACUGCCGACCAGAGGGCGGCCAGUGUUACUAUUCAGCACUAUGAUGCCUUUCGUCACCAUCGCUUCAAGUAUCGCCGCCGGGGGCUAUGGGUGAGGAGGCAUAAUGUGGUGUCGGCGCGGCUGCGGCUCGGCUCCGCCCACUGUGGCAGGUGGCUGGCUUGGGAGACGAGCCUCACUACACCUCCUGUCCCCUGUGCCACUCUCCCAACUCGAAUCACUUGCGCCACUACUGCCUGGACUGUCCUGCUGUGGGAGACCUGCUCCCGCGCGAACAGCCUCUCCUCGCCGUGUGCCAACACCUGCUGCAAGGCGACCAUCUAGACCUCAUAUUUUCAACGAUCCACUGCUAGUGGGCGAAGCUGCAACCUCUACUGCACCAAGAAAACCAGCAAUGUCCCAGUGUGCAUCUUCUACGGAUACAAAUGUGACACCACGUGAUACUUCUACGCCCUGUACUUCCAAGCGAUCAGCCAAAAGGACACAUGACGAUGCAGAUGACGUAAUUAGGGAAGCCCUCCAGCAAAUGAGGAAAUUGUCGUCUACACAAGACACUGCCGAUGAGUUCACUGAUUUUGCAAAAGUAAUUGAAAACGACUUGCGACAACUGACGGGUGAAACCCAAAUUGUGGCACAAAAAUUAAUAUAUGACGUUAUAUUUCUUGCUAAACUUGGUAAACUUUCAACUUCCUCAAUGGUUAAACAGUAAUUCAUAAUCUAGAUGGGUUUACACAUAGUGCAUUUUUUAUUUUGAGUUUGGAUUGUGUUCCAGCCCCCUAAAAAUAAAUGGACAUUGUAAAGUGUGAACGAACACACACACACACACACACACACACACACGUAUGUAUACAUAUAAUUAUAUGCGGGAGCAGACACACAUGUAUCCAUAUACAUAUAUGCUAAAGUAUAUAUGUAAUUGAUAGAAAUAGCACUAUUAUUUCAUAUAAACACAGCUGGGCCUUUAUUACACAUAACAUAAGCAUACAUAAUGGACAAUACACUAUGUACUAAGCUCAAUAAAGUUGUUUGCAUUAUUUGAGUUUUGUUUUUAACACUGAAGAUAAUCCCUUUACAUGUUUUCUGGAUAAUUUAAGUUACAGAAGC
This is a messenger RNA of Scylla paramamosain (green mud crab), 3136 nucleotides long. RefSeq lists its product as uncharacterized. Bases 149 to 2356 code for a protein of 735 amino acids. Gene Ontology annotation, molecular function: RNA-DNA hybrid ribonuclease activity; nucleic acid binding. The record is from RefSeq and is a predicted model, not a curated record. NCBI's taxonomy places the organism in Eukaryota, Metazoa, Arthropoda, Malacostraca, Decapoda, Portunidae. The transcript has 2 exons.